UCUAUAUUACGACCUUUCCAUUUCGUCCUCGAAGGACGCUGCUCUCUCUCUCACUCUCUCUCUCGCUCAAAAAGCUCACUCAACACUCUUUUAACACAGUCCUAUUCAAAACCCAUUUCUCUUUCUCUAUGAAGAAACCUCACAUCGCCAUUAACGACUCUGUUCCCUUACCUUUUCACAUUCUCUAAACCCAUUAAUUAGUCACUAGAAGGAAAAACCUUAACUCCAUUUUCAUAAUAUUUUUUUCUUUAUUUUUCCAUUUUCAUAUACCAAGAAAUGGAAAAAAAGCAAAGCUUCUUUGCUGCUCUCAAAGAAGAAGUCGUUCGCGGCCUUUCCCCUUCUCGUUCUCGCUCCAACAGCCCUGCCCGAACCGCUUCGCCAAUAUCGGUUCUGCUACGGCGAAAGAAAAACAGUAGCAACAGUCAUUGUAAUCCCUACGCCGCGCAACCGGAGCUUUUGUCUAUGAGAUCGGGGAGCUUGAGGCCGGCGGUCGGUGAGACUUUAACGCCGUUGAUCGAGGGUCCGGAUCCUGAUGGAGGAGGAGAAGGAGAAUCGAAGCGGGUCGGGUCGGGUCUUGGCAACUGGAUGAAAGGUCAGUUAACGAGGACUCCAUCGGUUUCUAGUUUGGCUUAUAGAAGGUCUGAUCUAAGGUUGCUUCUUGGAGUGAUGGGUGCACCGUUAGCUCCUUUGCACGUUAGCACCAUGGACCCUUUGCCUCAUCUCAGUAUCAAAGACACUCCCAUUGAAACUUCCUCUGCUCAGUACAUAUUGCAGCAAUACACAGCAGCCUCUGGUGGGCAGAAGCUGCAGAACUCUAUUAGAAAUGCAUAUGCAAUGGGAAAGGUCAAAAUGAUAGCUUCGGAAUUCGAAACACCCACGAGAGUAGUGAAGAACCGGAAUGGUUCUAGGAGUGCUGAAUCAGGUGGCUUUGUGCUUUGGCAGAUGAAUCCUGACAUGUGGUAUGUUGAGCUUGCUGUUGGGGGUAGUAAGGUUCAUGCCGGCUGCAAUGGCAAGCUUGUUUGGAGGCACACACCAUGGCUUGGUGCCCACACAGCAAAAGGGCCAGUUAGACCCUUGCGACGUGCCCUUCAGGGUCUUGAUCCAAGAACCACAGCUAGUAUGUUUGCUGAUGCAAGGUGCAUAGGGGAGAAGAAUAUCAAUGGUGAGGAUUGCUUUAUACUAAAGCUAUGUGCUGAUCCUCAAACGCUUCAGGCUAGGAGUGAAGGCCCGGCAGAGAUCAUAAGGCAUGUUCUGUUUGGCUACUUCAGCCAAAAGACUGGUCUUCUUGUUCAUAUGGAGGAUUCACAUCUGACCCGCAUACAAUCUAAUGGUGGUGAUGCAGUUUACUGGGAAACUACAAUCAAUUCAUUCCUUGAGGAUUACAGACCUGUUGAAGGGAUAAUGAUCGCUCACUCAGGUCGGUCUGUGGUGACCCUUUACAGGUUUGGUGAGGUAGCAAUGAGCCAUACCAAGACAAAGAUGGAGGAAGCUUGGAAUAUUGAAGAGGUUGCUUUCAAUGUUCCAGGCCUUUCAUUAGACUGUUUUAUACCCCCGGCAGACUUAAGAUCGGCGUCCAUGAGCGAAGCUUGUGAUCUCCCUCAAGAUGAAAGAGGAAAAAGUGCAAUUGCCCUUGCAGCUCAUCGGGCAAAAGUUGCAGCACUAGAAAAACAACAUGAUAGCAGCGCGAAUAACAUGAUAUGGAAGAUGGAGGUCUAACAAAUGGUAGGAUUAAAUUAGGGGAACUGUUUAUAGCAUUAGCUAGUUUUAAUUUGGCUAACCCAUUAGAAAUUGCUAAGUAGCACUUGAAGUCAUUUUUUUGGACUUUGAGAUAUGCCUCUGUUAAUCUCUGUAAAUAGAGCAUGAUCAUUCACAGGUUUAAACUAGGCCUGAAUGAAUCUUUAUACUCUCAAUACAGAAUCCAACUAGGGAGUUGGAGCUCAGUUUUCCGGUUAGGGAUGAGCAAAUGGAGGUCAAUUUUUAGUUUACCUUCCAUGCCUUGAGGAAGGUGGUGAAGCUCUAACACAGCAGAACCAUUAACCUUUUUAUAGUACUAAUGCUUUUGUGUCAAUGCAUAUAGCAACAGCGGCAGAAAGGGAAGCUGCUAAUUUUAACAUGAGUUUAUCGCUGAUGUCUAGUUUGUUCAAUUUUCUGUUUGUGGGUUCCUUACUCUUUUGUGUGAUUUCUUACUUGAUGUAAAAGUUGUUUUUGGGUUUUGAAGAAAAUGGAAAUUUUCUGAAUCUGAUGAAAAAAUACAGGUUAACAAUAUGGGUUAGUUUUUUAGCUGCAAUUACAAAAUUAUGCAGGCUUGAUGAUAUGUAUCUGAUUGUUGUGGCAUUUGAUCAUUGCUGCUGGUGGAAAAAGGAUGUAAACAGGAUAAUUUGUUGAUCAAAUAUUGAAAACUUAUGAAUAUAGAUAUCAGAAAUCUUUCCUCA
Jatropha curcas is the source of this 2432-nucleotide messenger RNA. RefSeq lists its product as uncharacterized. NCBI's taxonomy places the organism in Eukaryota, Viridiplantae, Streptophyta, Magnoliopsida, Malpighiales, Euphorbiaceae. The record is from RefSeq and is a predicted model, not a curated record.